Molecule: messenger RNA, 1743 nt
Organism: Rhododendron vialii
Lineage: Eukaryota; Viridiplantae; Streptophyta; Magnoliopsida; Ericales; Ericaceae
Product: protein FAR-RED IMPAIRED RESPONSE 1-like
Exons: 4
Coding region: 49-1578 (509 amino acids)
Biological process (GO): regulation of DNA-templated transcription
Molecular function (GO): zinc ion binding
Source: RefSeq, a predicted model, not a curated record
GAAACGGCAGAUUCCUUUGAGUGGUUAUUUAAGACCUUUUUGCAUGCUAUGUCCGGAAAAAAGCCUACUACCAUUUUCACAGACCAAGAUGCCGCAAUGGCUAAGGCAAUUUCCAAUGUCAUGCCCGAUGUAAGUCAUGGAUUGUGCACGUUUCACCUUAAUCAAAAUGCUUUGAAGCAUUUGGGUUACUUGUUCCAUGCUGAUUCAAACUUUGGUAAAGAGUUCAAUGCUUGCAUUUUUGGGUACGAGGAGAUAAAUGAGUUAGAGAAAGCUUGGCAUACUUUGAUUAAGAAAUACAAUUUACAAGAUAACUCUUGGAUGGCUAAAACUUGGGAAAUUAGAGAGAAAUGGGCGCAUGUAUACAUGAAAUGGUCAUACACUGCGGGAAUGCGGAGCACCCAACUUAGUGAGAGCCUUAAUGCAAAACUAAAGAGGUGUUUAAAAUCGGAUCUCAACAUUGUUCAAUUCUUGACUCAAUUUGACAUAAUUGUUGUGGAGAAGAGGUAUGAGGAAUCUAAAGCCAUAUACAAUUCUAGAGAAAAGUUGCAGAGAUUGUUGCUGAAAAAAUCUCCUAUGUUAAUUCAAGUUGCACAAUUGUACUCCCCUCCUCUGUUUGACUUGUUCCAUGAUGAGCUUGACACCUCACUUCGUUGUAAGGUGAAGCAAUGUCAUGAGUUGGAAGAACAAUUUAGUUGUGUGAUUACCAUGCGUGGACAGAAUGUGGAGUAUGUGGUGAAGGGUAGUGUUGAAAUAGAUGAGACUGACGAAACUAUUUGUCGAGAUGUUUGUUGUACGUGUCGAAAAUUUGAAAGUUUCGGAAUUUUAUGUAGCCAUGCAAUUAAGGGGCUUGAUCGAAUGAGUGUUAUGGAAAUUCCUGAAAGGUAUGUAUUAGGGCGAUGGCGAUUAAAUGCAAAGGAGUGGGAAUUGGAGAAGGGCAAAAGUAGAGUGGAUGAGAAUGAUCCUAAAUUACUAAAAGCGGCUCGUUUUAGGAUUAUUUGUCCAAAGAUGGUAAAGUUAGCUACUCAGUCAUGUGAACUUGAAGAAACAUAUGAAUUUGUGGAAGAGACGUUGGAAUACAUGUGUGCAAAAGUCGCCGAUAUGCUUCUUGGAGCGGGAGAGGGAGCCCCCAUUGAAGUGGAGAAAGAAUUGGAGGUUGAUGCUCAAUUCGCACGAGUCAAAGGUUUGAAGAAGAAAAACGGCAUUCAAAUUAAGGGUACGAGAAGAUUAAAACCUUGGCAUGAGCUCAAGUCUAGAAAGAGGAAGAAAGUUGUUUCACACUCUACGACACAGCUUAGUGAGCAUGUUGAUCAUGUUGCCACUACUACAAUUGUGCAUGGUUCGGUUUUGAAGCAACCAUCGGAUGUUGGAAUCCCAUAUGUUCCACAAAUGAUAAGUUAUGAAGAUAGUGGUCAAUCAAUUCCAUCAUCUUCACAAGCAUCAUGUAAUCCACAAACUUUGAAGGUAUGCCAUUUGAUGCAACGAGUUACUCUUCAUGGGCUGGCGACUCAAUCUUGCAUGAUGCUUCUUUUAUGGAAAUAUUGGCUUAUUCGGGAUACCCCGCAAAAAAUUGAAGUGUAAUGUAAGGAUAAUGAGGGGUUAAAUUUUAGAUAUCAAUGACUCUCUUUUUGGUGAGAUAUUUAUUGUUUAAUUAACACAUUCUAUUAAGGUUAUGGAAGAUGGUGAUGCCGUUUUGGUGGUUUGAGACUUCGGUGUUAUGGUUUUUGAUUUUAGAUUUUGGCAUUG